Messenger RNA from Loxodonta africana (African savanna elephant), 12288 nucleotides. RefSeq names its product zinc finger protein 599 (gene ZNF599). Bases 1148 to 2785 code for a protein of 545 amino acids. NCBI's taxonomy places the organism in Eukaryota, Metazoa, Chordata, Mammalia, Proboscidea, Elephantidae. Gene Ontology annotation, cellular component: nucleus. Gene Ontology annotation, molecular function: RNA polymerase II transcription regulatory region sequence-specific DNA binding; DNA-binding transcription factor activity, RNA polymerase II-specific. Gene Ontology annotation, biological process: regulation of transcription by RNA polymerase II. The transcript is spliced from 4 exons. The record is from RefSeq and is a predicted model, not a curated record.
GCGGCCUCAGCUGGGCCAAUGACAGAAACGAGAGGGUGUUUCCUGCAGCGGCGUGGGCAUGACUUCCGGCGUGGCGACUUAAGACGUCAUUUGCCUGUGACUGGGCUUAGGGACUGGAGGCCUGGGUAGAGGUCGGUGGUCUGGUUACUCUUCGGAAUAAAUCAGAAAAAGAUAGUGAGAAUACCUCCACGCUUUUGUACCAACCGUGACACCCGCCCCCUACCCCACAGGGUUGUCUGCCGGAGAGCGCCUCCGAACCCGCCCCUAGUUCCGGCGGCUUCUGGAGGCGGUGCCCGCGCCUUGGGCGCAUUUUGCACAGCGGAGACUGUGGCUCGAGGUCACCCCUCCGGGGCUGGAGUGAGGGGUCAGCUAAGCCCGCUGGAUCAGGUUUUGUCGCCGCCUCUCAGGCCCCGCUGCACCCACAGGGUCCCAUGGCUGCGCCGGCGCUGGUGAGUGGAGCUUUCCACAGGCCCCCACCUGCUCGGAACCCCGCCCUCACGGCCCUAUCCGCAGUGUUAUAGGGGAUCUUUCUCGAUGCCGUUGGAUCUGGAGGCCAUGGGAGGAGGGGCAAGGGCAAUCACUUCCAGCCCGGAGACCUAAAUUUAGACCAGAUGUUAUGAGGAAAGGUCCCAUUUCUGGCUCUAAACCUCAGCUUGUGCCCUUGCUGCCUUAACUGUCCAUUCUCUUGAGUCUAAUAUGGGAAUAUUAACAGUUCUCUGUGGUUUGAGAGAGUUGGAGAGGGCACACACAUGACGUGUGUCCAUUGCUGUGCGCGAGUCAAAGAGCAUCACCCUGAACACCUCCUGGGGAGGGACACCCUUGGUCCUGCAGUUAUCACAGGGGCUCAGCCCAGCGGCAUUCUGGUUCUCAGGCCUCCCUGCCUCAGGCCUGUACGCAGCUGAAAGCUGGGAGAGGAAGAGCUAUGGGAACAAAAGUGAGUUGGGGGCAGUGUAUUUAGAUUGGCUGUUCCCCUGAUAGGAGUAGAAGGCCCCUGGACAGGCUAGAAGACAAAGUUACUGGAUUUAUCGGUGCAGAUACCAUCUGUUUAUUACAGGCACUGGUAUCAUUUGAAGAUGUGGCCGUGACGUUCACUGGGGAGGAAUGGGGGUAUCUGGACCUGGCGCAGAAGAUCCUGUACCAGGAAGUGAUGCUGGAGACCUGUGGGCUUCUGCUCUCACUGGGGAACCCUGUUCCCAAACCAGAGCUGAUCUCUCUGCUAGAGCACAGGCAGGAACUAUGGACAAUGAAGAGAGGCCUCUCUCAAAGCAUCUCUCCAGGUGAAAAAACAAAACCCAAGACCACUGAGCCUACCGCUUCUCUGCUGACCUCUGAAGAAACCUCUUUCCAAGAACAAGUGACACAGGGAGCCUCAAAGGAUUUCAGGUUGGAGCAAGCCAGGGAUCAGGAAGGGCCAUCAGAAAUGCCUGAAGGGACUGUGAGGCCAGGAACACACCCCCACAAGGAGACCUACCCCAGGAAGUUGAGCCCUGAUUCUGGGACAGAUGAUAGUCUAAGGAUGCUACAGGAGCAAGUUGCUCCAGGAGAUGCUGUCCAUGAACAAGACUCACACAGACCAGGAAAAGACUCCAUGAUUGAUGCAGGGAAGAACCCCUGUAUUUGCAGGGAAUGUGGGAAAGGGUUUAGCAAGAAUUGGGCCCUAGUUCGGCAUCAAAAAAUUCAUGCUGCAGUGAAGCCCUAUGAAUGUAACGAGUGUGGCAAAGCCUGUCACUACCUGGCAGACUUUGUUCGACAUACAAGGCUUCAUACUGGGGAAAAACCAUACAAGUGUAUUGAAUGUGAGAAGGCCUUCAAGCGCAGAUUUCACCUCACAGAGCACCAGCGUAUUCACACUGGAGAGAGGCCCUAUGAGUGCAAAGAAUGUGGUAAAGCUUUCACCCACCGCUCUUCUUUUAUACAGCAUAAUAUGACCCACAGUGGAGAAAAACCUUUUUUGUGCAAAGAAUGUGGGAAAGCUUUUUACUACAGCUCUUCCUUUGCUCAACACAUGAGAAUUCACACUGGAAAGAAACCCUAUGAAUGCAGUGAAUGUGGAAAGGCCUUUACUCAUCGCUCCACUUUUAUCCAGCAUAAUAUGAUCCACAUGGGAGAAAAACCCUUUUUAUGCAAAGAAUGCGGGAAAGCUUUUUGCCUUAGCUCAUCCUUCACUCAACACAUGAGGAUUCACACUGGGGAGAAACCCUAUGAGUGCAGGGAAUGUGGAAAGGCCUUUACUCAUCGCUCCACUUUUAUCCGGCAUAACAGGACCCAUACUGGAGAGAAGCCCUUUGAGUGCAAAGAAUGUGGGAAAGCGUUUUGCGAUGGCUCUUCCUUAAUUCAACACACGAGGAUUCACACUGGUGAGAAGCCCUAUGAGUGUAGUGUAUGUGGAAAGGGCUUUACCCACCAUUCUGUCUUUAUCCGACAUAAUAGAACCCACAGUAGAGAAAAAUCAUUGGAGUGCAAAGAAUGUGGAAAAGCCUUUUACUAUAGUUCUUCUUUCACUCGACACAUGAGGAUUCACUCUGGAGAGAGGCCCUAUGCUUGUGGUGAUUGUGGAAAGACAUUCACCCAACCAGCAAAUUUUGUCCGCCAUAAUAGGAUCCACACUGGAGAAAAACCCUUUGAGUGCAAAGAAUGUGAGAAGGCAUUUUGUGAUAACUUUGCCUUAACUCAACACAUGAGAAGUCACACUGGUGAGAAGCCCUUUGAAUGCAGUGAAUGUGGAAAGGCCUUCAGCCACAGUUCAUCCUUCGUACACCAUCGAAAGAUUCAUGCCGGCGUUUAAAAGGCCUUUUAAAGUAGGUAGGAAAGCCUUUUGCAGAUGGGUUCAGUUCAGUCAAUUUUAGUGAAGCCAUACUGGUGAAAUACCUUUUUAAUGUACGUUGAGGUAAAUCUGUUGGCCAGAGAAAUGUCAUGCUUGGCAUCUGAGAAUUUAUACUGAAGAGAAACAUGAGAAGUAUCAUCUCUGUGAGAAAGCCUUUUGUGGCAGGUCAUCACUUGUCAUCUAAAGAGUCAUAUUGGAAAUUGACCCAGCCUAGAGCCUUACAUUACACUUGAGAAUCAUCCUGGAGAAAGACACAGUGAUUAUUGUGCAUUUAGGAAAAACCUCAGUGAUAGCUCUAUUUAUAUUACAAGUCCAUACCAAGAAUGUUUUAAAAGAACAAAAAGGAGGUAGAUGAGAAGCAUAGAAAUGUAAAAGAAAUGCAUUUGUGGCUUCUUUGAAACUUCCCUGCCGAGCUUAUGACAAUUUGUCAUUUUUUUUUUUUGAAGGGAGGUUGGGGUAUGAGAGGCAAAAAGGCCUGAUCCCCAUUAUGUGUUUCUAAUGUACAUUCACUGCUGUCCAGUGCCAGGAGAGUUGGAAUGUUAAGGACAGCUCUGCAAACAUUUAUUAAAAGUGUUUUUUGUUCUAAAACAUUGUCUACCCUUGUAAGGCCUAAGUCUUUGUAAAAACAAAUAUAUAUAUAUAUACACACAUACAUAUACAUAUACAUAUAUAUAUAUAUAUAAUGAACAUUUUAGUCAUGAAACCUUUCAAACGUAAGAAUUUAGAAUACUAAAAUAUUCUAUAUGUUAUGGAUUCAGUUGUGUCCCCCCAAAAUAUGUGUUCUAAACCCUAACCUUAUACCUGUGGUUAUAACCCCAUUUGGGAAUGGGUUUUCUUUUUAUGUUAAUGAGGCAGUAUUGGUGCAGGGUGCGUUUUUAGUCAGCCUCUCUUGAGAUAUAAAAGGAGCAGAUUAAGAAAGCAGAGAUAAGGGAAGAUAGAUGCCAGGCCACAUGAAGAUCACCAAGAACCAAGGAAUAGAAGCUGAAGAAACAAGGAACUUCCUCCAGAGCCGACCAAGAGAGAAAUCCUUUCCCCAGAGUCAGUGCCCUGAAUUGAGACUUCUAGCCUCCUAACUGUGAGAAAAUAAAUUUGUUAAAGCCACCCGCUUGUGGUAUUUCUGUUUUAGCAGCACUAGAGAACUAACAUCAUCCUGUUAAAAACCUGUUGCCGUCGAGUCGAUUCCGACUCAUAGCGACCCCACAAGACAGAGUAGAACUGCCCCAUAGAAGACAUCAUAUAUUAUUUCAUAUUCUAGCAGAGAAGAAACUAAAAUGGGUACAUUUUACUAUAUACUUAAGUGUCUUUAAAUCUUUGAUUAAACAAAACAUAAAAACUCCUUGAUGAGGUUUCGAAUGCCCAGUCGUCUCUCUUUCUUGAUUCUGGUCUUCUUGUUUUAUUUUCUGUGUGAUUUGGGAAUGCUCUUGUAGCUCUGUGACCUUACCAUCUGAAUCCAAAUUCAUUCUUGUGAGUAGGAUUUGUUAAAUCCCUUUAAUCCUCUGUAGAGGGGGCUUCUCCAUAUCAAGCUCACAGUUUUUUAGAGGUUAAAUUGGAGGUAAAACAAGCAAGGAAAACUGCCAAGCUUAACUCUUGAAAAUUUUGGAAAAACAGACUUGGAGAAGGAAUCUCAUUGUUAAAUCUUAUAAAAGAUUGUAGGAAGAGUUAUUAUAAAAUGACUGCAAUUUUAACAAGCGGACCAGAAUGUUUUCUCUCAGUGGGGAAGUGUUGCCUUCCUCAGGAGCCUUGUCUGUACUGUAGCUAUGACAGUACUUGUAGUUAACCCGGUGGUUAAAAGCCUGGACUCUGGUGAUGGGUUGGGAUUUCAGACCACCUGUAACUGUUUACAUAAAGAGCUGGGUGACCUUGACCAUGUCACUUCUUCCUGGGCCUCAGUGUUCUUGGCUGUAAGAGUGGAAAAGAUGGUCAAUAAACCUUAAAGCACAGACCCAAAACAGGUCCAGGUUCAAAGCAGCCCAGCCAGGUUCAAAGCAAUCCAGGAAAAGAGAACCUCAUAUGCCAUGACCCGAGGAUGGGAACAGCUUGGUCUUUGGGGGAAUUGGCUCAAGACAAGUGUAGCAUGAUAAAGAGAAUGGCAAGUGAUGAUAAGGUGGACUAGGGUACAGGACCAGAUGAACAGAUAGGACUGGGAAACAGAAUCUUUACAUUUACCCACAUAGUUACUAUUUUUGGUACUGUUCUUUUUUUGUUUGUUUGUUUUCCUUUUUUGGUGUUUUCAUCACAUAUCUUUUUUCCUUCUAUGUAAAGGAAGAGAAGUAUUUUCUAUAAUAAAGGUCUCCUCGUGCUGAAUUUUUUAUUCUUUGUGUAUCUGAAAUUGUCUUUAUUUCACCUUUGCUUUUUUUUUUAUUGUGCUUUAAGUGAGUUUACAAAUCAAGUCAGUUUCUGAUAUAGAAAUUUAUAUACACCUUACUGAAAAAAAAAAAUACUCCUAAUUGCGCUCCUCUUAAUGAGACAGCACACUCCUUCCCUCGACUCUCCAUUUUCAUGUCCAUUUAGCCAGCAUCUGACACCCUCUGCUCUCUCACCUCCCCUCCAGACAGGACAUGCCAGCAUAGUCUCAUGUGUCCACUUGAUCCAAGAGGCUCAUUUUUUACCAGUAUCAUUUUCUAUCCCAUAGUCCAGUCCAAUCCCUGUCUGAAGAGUUGGCUUUGGGAAUGGCUCCUGUCUUGGGCUAACAGAAGGUCGGGGACCAUGACCUUCAGGGUCUUUCUAGUCUCAGUCAGACCAUUAAGUCUGAUCUCUUUAUGAGAAUUUGGGGUCUGCAUCCCACUGCUCUCCCGCUCCUUCAGGGGCCCUCCGUUGCGUUCCCUGUCAGGGCAGUCAUCAGCUGUAGCCGGGCACCAUCUAGCUCUUCUUCAUCUUUGCUUUUGAAAUGUAUUUUCCAGUUUGCAGUUUUUGCUUUUGUUUUUAAACACUUUAAGAUGUUCUGUUGUCUUCUGGUUAGCAUUUUUACCAACAAGUAAUCGGCUGUCAUCCUUAACUUUUUUCUUUUGUAUGUAAAAUGACCUUUUUUCCCCUUCUGUUCGCAUUUAAGAUUUUCUGUUUAUCACUGGUUUAAGCACUUUGAUUACGAUGUGCUUUGGUGGAAUUUCCUUGUGUUCGUUUAACUUCUUGGAUCUGUGAGCUUGUAGUUUCCAUCAUAUUUGAAAAUAUUUCAGUCAUUAUUUUUUCAAAUAAUUGCCUGUUCGUCUACCUCUUUAGGGCUUUCAGUUACGUGUUCAUUAGUCCCUUUGAAGCUGUCUCACAAUGCAGCGGUUUAUUUAGCCUUUUCUGUCUUCUGUUUUUUCUACUGCUAUAUCUUCCAGUUUCCUAAUAUUCUGAAAUGUUUAAUCUGCCCUUAAUCUCAUUUAAGGAGCCCUGGUGGCACAGUGGUUAAAGCACUCAGCUGCUAACUGAAAGGUCAGCGAUUUGAACCCACCAGCUGCUCUUCAGGAGAAAGAUGUGGCAGUCUGCUUCUGUAAAGAUUUACAACCUUGGAAACCUGUGGGGAAGUUCUCUGUCCCGUAGAUAGGGUCUCUUUGAGUCGGAAUUGGAUCAACAGCAGUGGGUUUAAUCUCAUCUAAUGUAUUUCAUCUCAUAAUGUAUAGUUUUUAUCUCUUUUAGUUAGAUUAGGGUCUUUAUGUUCCUCAUGCCCCUACUUAAUGCUCAAUCUUUCCUCUGGCUUCUGAGACAUACGGAAUGCAUCUCUCUGUUUUAGUGUCUUCUACUUUUACUAUUUUUGUCUUUCUGUGUCUAUUCUGAGGACCUGAUUUUUCCUCUCAUUGUGGGUUAUAUUUUCCUGUUUUGUAUCCUUGUUUAUUUGUUUAUUGGUGUUAGACAUUGUGAUUUGGGGAUAUUUUUGUCUCCCUAUAAAUUUUUUUUUUUUUUUUUUGCCAGUGACUUGUAUCUACAUUAUAAUGUAGUUCCUAAAGAAUUCCUAAAGAACUGCUUUUUUUUUGUUUUUCACUCCCCAUUUCCUGUUCGUCCUGGCCCCUGGUACCACUAAUCUACUUUGAUCUGUAUGCAUUUGCCUCUUCUAGGUGUUUCAUUCCACCUUUUGACUAUUGUGAUUAAUGCUGCAGUGAAUGUUGGUGUGCAUGUGUCUGAGUCGCUUCUUUCCAUUGUUUUGGGUAUAUAUCUAGAAGUGGAAUUGCUGGCGCAUAUGUCAAUUUUAUGUUAAUUCUAUGUUUAACUUGUUUAGGAACUGCCAGACUUUUCCACAGCAGCUGCACCAUUUUCCAUUCCCACCAGCGUUCCAACUGCUCAAUAUCCUCACCAACACUUGUUUUAUAUAUAUAUAUAUAUAUUUUUUGUUUAUAUAUAUAGUGAAAUGCUAUCCUUAUGGUUUUGAUUUGCAUUUCCCUAAUGACCAAUGAUAUUGAGCAUUUUUUCAUGUGCUUAUUGGCCGUUUGUAUGUGUUCUUUAGAGAAAUGUUCAUUCAAGUCCUUUGCUCAUUUUUUAAAUUAGGUUAUUAGUCUUUUUGUUGUUAUCGGAGUUCUUUAUAUAUGUGGAUAUUAAACCCAUAUCUGAUCUAUGUUGUCCAAAUAUUUUCUCCCAUUCUCUUGGUUGUCUUUUCACUUUUUUGAAGAUGUCCUUGAUCCACAAACAUUAAAUUUUGAUGGUUUAUUUUUUUCUUGUUCCUCAUGCCUUUGGUGUCAUAUCUAAAACUCACACAUAAGAGAAGGUCCUGAAACUUUACCUCUAUGUUUUCUUCUAAGAGUUUUAUGAUUUUAGUUCUUAUAUUUAAGUCAUGAAUCUAUUGUGAAUUAAUUUUUUGUAUUGUGUAAGGUGUGGGUCCAGCCUCAUUCUUGUGCAAGUGGAGAUCCAGUUGUCCCAGCAAACAUUUGUUGAAAAGACUGUUCUUUCCCCAUUGAAUGGAUUUGGCAUGCUUAUUGAAAAUCAGUUGGCCUUAAUGUAUGGGUUUCUUUCUUGAUUCACAGCUCUAUUCCAUUCAUCUAGAUCUAUUCUUAUACCAGUACUGCACUAUUUUAAUUACUGUAGCUUUGUAAUACAUUUUGAAAUCGGGAAGUGUGUUCCUCUUACACUUUUUUUCCCCCCAAGAUUAUUUUGGCUAUUCCGGACCUCUUGCAAUUCCAUAUGAAUUUGAGGAUUGGCUUUUCCACUUUUGCAAAAAAAGCUGUUGGAAUUUUAGUAGAAAUUGUGCUGUGUCUGUGAAAGAUAACUUUGAUAAUAAGAAUCAGCAUCGAGUUGGUUUCUGUGAGUCAAGGUCAGAUAUAUCCACUUUCCAAUUUCUCUGUUAUUUCUGACACCAGCCAUUCCCUCCUCAACACUCUCUUUCUCUGUUGGGUUCAAUAAUUUGUUGCAGUGUUUCACAGAGCUCAUGGUUUAUGCUUAUGAUAAGUGGUUUAUUAGGGUUGUUGUUAUUAGUUGCUAUCAAGUCGAUUUCAGCUCAUGGCAACCCCAUGUGUGCAGAGUUGAACAGUUCCAUAUGGUUUUCAAGGCUAUGACCUUGCAGAAGUAACAGGAUAUAACCAGAACAGGAUAUAACUAGAAGUAACAGGCAGCAUCAGGAAGAGGUACACAAAGUGUGGAAUUGUUCCCAAAGCAGGGGCUUGUCCCUCCCUUUGCCAAUCAGGACUGCACUUGCACAGGACAGCCCUUGGAGCAGAAAUGCUCCGUUAGUGCAGCUCAGCUCAGAGCAAAAAUACUCUCUGCCGCUGUAGCUCUCACAGCUUUCAAUCAGGACCUCGGACAGCUCUUCGCACUGAUCUCUGCCACUUCUUGGCUGGUCACAGCCGCUCUACUGGGCUCCAACUCACAGCCAGGCUCCCACCACCACUGCUUCUCUUGGCUGGCACUGCUGUUAAUCACACCAGCUCAACAGGCACAGCUCCGCCCAGCACAGCACUCAACCUGGUCUCAGAGGGUUUUCAGUGCUGCGCUUCCAUAUCAUGAAGGAAAGGCCAUCCCUCCCCACACUUGUCAACCAGGAAGCCCCCCAACCUACAUGUUCCAGAGCUUUUAUAAACCAGUCCAUGUACUCUUUGUCAAUCAUAGGACUAAGCUGUCUCAUCAGUUGCCUUGCCGAUUAUGGGAUAUGGCCCCCUAGCCAGACCAAAGUAACAAGCCCUAGUCAACAAUUUAGGAAAUUCUCUAAAUUGUUUUUCCUAGAAGGUGAUUCCAUACUUCACAAUCUAUAAAUCACUUUGGUUUGAAUUGGCAUCUUAAGUUCUCCAAUCCAUGGUCGUGGAUGCCUUUUUGUAUAUUUAGUUCAUGUUUAAUUUCUUUCAGCAGUGUUUUAUAGUUUUCAGUACAAAGGUCUUUCACCUUGAUUAAAUUUAUUUCUGGUGUUUUUAAUCUUUUAGAUGCUAUUAUGGUGCAGUAGUUAAGAGCUCGGCUGCUAACCAAAAGGUCAGCAGUUUGAAUCCACCAGCCCCUCCUUGGAAACCCUAUGGGGCAGUUCAGCUCUGUCCUGUAGGGUCACUAUGAGUCAGAAUCGACUCUUGACGGCAAUGGGUUUGGUUCUGGCUUUUUUAGAUGCUAUUGUGAAAGGAAUGGUUUUCUUAUUUCCUUUUGAGAUUGUUGCUGGUGUAUAGAAACAACUAAUUUAUGUGUGUUGCUCUUGUACACUGCAGCUUUGCUGAAUUUGUUUUAUUAGCCUUCAUAGCCUUCUUGUGGAUUCUUUGGGAUUUUUUUAAUACAGUGCCAUGUCAUCGGCAGAUGGAGUGCUUUUUUUUCUUUUCUGAUAUAGAUACCUUUUAUCCUAUAAUUAUUUUUUAGUUUUGUUACGGGUUUAUGUUAAGUAACUGGGAAAUAGUUUAAUCCUCCUGGGCCUUGCAUUUAAGCUUUGUUAGGGGAGACCAGAGAAAUGUUUAGUCUGGGCUGAUUUCUCCUACUGCUGAGGCAAAACCCUUUUGAGGACUCUAUUAGUUAUGUGAUUUCUCCACUCCGACUAGUAGGAACAGGCACUAUUUUGGGGCAUUUGUGAUCUCUGGGAAUUUUUCUCUCUAAUCUUUUUGAUGAUUGUUUUUCCAUAGUUUGGUAGUUUCCUCACAUACAUGGACUCAUCAAUACUCAGAGGAAUAUCUGAGAGUGACCCUUUCAAGUCUCUGAAGUUCUCACUGUAUGCAGCCCUCUCCUCUGUAGUACUUUGCCUCCAUAUGCCUUGGCCCUCCCCUUAGGAAGACUGCCAGCCUCUACCUGGGUUCCCUGUCCCUGUGUUUUGGUCUUGAAACUUUCUCCAGCAGAAAGAUAGGGCAAUUGUAGGGCUCAGCUCUUUUGUUUCCCAUGUCUCAGAGAUCAUUGCGUUUUAUUGAUGGUUUGUGACCUUAGUGUGUUUGAUUUUAAAUCAGCUGUCACCCCAAGGGGAUAGGAGGAAUAGGGAGCAAUCUUCCACAGCCCAGGUUAUGUAUAUGGUCCUGCAUGAAGACUCAUGCUUCAACUAUAGACAUAAAAAUGGAAAUAAAGAACUUUAUUACAAGCCUUGGGGGUAUGUACCCAUAGGCCACAGCAGAUGCGAGGAGGUCAUAGGUAAAGAGAGAUAGAGAGCACAGACCUGGGGCACAGCCUUUUUUAGGGUCCAAGUGUGGGAUGAGAGGAUUUUCAUGGGGUAAUUUGCCAUUGGUCCUUUGGAAACUAAAGAGUGGGAAAGUAAGGGAGAGUGGCUGUAGAACUUAAGUGGGGGAGCUGAGAAGUGGAGAAUCUGGGUGCUACUGGUAGCACAGUUAUCUGGGGCAGCUAGCUGCAGUGGGGUGUGGUGCACCUGUUAGCAGAAUGAAGAAGGGGCUGAACAGGAAUGCUAAGAUGGAGGCUGGCUAAUAGCAUUACAGUGUGCAAUAUCUUAUUUUAGGCAAGAGGGCAAAUCUGAUUCCUGUUACGUCUUGACCAGAAAAGGAAGUCUUAUGUGGAAUCUUCUGAUUUUGAUAAAUAUGGGAAAUUAAAAAGCAAAAAAUUAAAGACAAAGUUGAUUCAGCAGAAGUAUGUAUUGGCUGUAGAUAUUCUCCUGAGGCAAUAAUUAUGACCUUCAAAUAAGAAUAGAACCCCUCCUUGGGAGGCCAUAAUGGGGAGAGAACAGGAUUCCGAGAUAUUGGGGGUCAUGUGGUAGGAAUAGUUUGCCAGUUUUCCUCUCCAGGGACAGAAUUCCAAAUAAGUUUACAGUCAGAAGUUUAUGUCCAGGUUUAUGUAAGUUCUGUCUAACACCCUGUGUUGUAUUUGAGCCCCUGGUCUACUCAGGUCCUCUUUUUUUUUUUUUUAAAUAUAAUUCUGGUCUCUAAACAGCAUGGAGGGGCUGCUUGGAAUGACAGUUGAAGUCCUAGAGAGCCAUGUGGGGCUCACACCCCCAAGCAUAUAAAGAUAAGUAGAUAUAAGUCAUCAGAACUCAAUUCUGCACUCUGUGUGGUCAUCCAUCAUUAUUGUUAGGUGCCGUCAAGUUGGUUCUGACUCAUAGCAAUUGUAUGUACAACAGAAUGAAACAGUGCCAGUCCUGUGCCAUCCUAACAUUUGUUCUUAUGCUUGAGCCCAUUGUUGUAGCCACUGUGUCACUCCAUCUCCUUGAAGGCCACUGAGCCUCUACUUUACCAAGCAUGAUGUCCUUCUCAAGGGUCUGGUCCCUCCUGAUAACAUAUCUGCAGUAUGUGAGACGAAGUCUCUCCAUCCUUGUUUCUAAUGAGCAUUCUAGCUGAACUUCUUCCAAGACAGAUUUGUUAGACCUUGUAAAAUAGCUCCCAUCCCAGACCUUAGCCUCUGCUGUCUCUCUGGAGUUCUGUAGCCAAACAGUUUGGCACAUGUUUUCCAAAACGGCCUGAUGGGUACCAACCAUUUGACCUAACCAGGGUAGUGUGGAGUUUAUUUAGACCAUAAAGUUGAGCCUUACAUCAGCCUGCAUCAACCCCUUGUUGCAGGCUACAUAUUGGCUCUUCUGAGAUUGUACCUUCUCCCCUCACUGCAAAAGCUUUCAUGGCACUCGAAUCCAGCCCACAGUUCCCUGCGUUUAGGCCUUUGCCUGUUCCCUCACCCAAUCAGGGACACCUUCCAUAGUCCUCUGUAUCUCUCUCAGUGCCACUCCUUCAACAGCUCACCUGAAAUGUCCUCUUCUAAAGAAAGCCUCGAAUCCUUUUAUGGUAGUUGACAUCUGUCUUUUCUUAGUGCUCCUAUAACAGAAAUAUCAAAAGUGGGUGGCUUUAGCAAACAGAAAUUUACUUGCCUACACUUAAGGAGGCUAGAAGUCCAAAUUCAGGCACAGGCUCUAGGGGAAGGCCUUCCUCUGUCAGCUCUGGGGGACAGUCCUUGCCUCUUUUCAGUUUCUGUUCCUCAGUUCCUUGACGAUCUUCAUGUCAUGUGGCAUUUAGCUUCCCACUCUGUGCUUUCUUGCUUCUGUCUCUAAUCUGCUCUUUUUAUAUCUCAAAAAUGAUUUAAGACACACCUACACUGGUAUAGCCCUAUUAGCAUAACAAAGGAAAUCCUAUUCCUAAAUGGAAUUACAUCUAUUGGUAUAAACCAAAAAACCAACC